CGGGGGCCGCUCCGCGACGCUGCGGACCGCGCUUCUCCUCUGAGCGGCGGCGCGCGCAGCUGUGGGGCGCCGGGGGCCAGCCCGUCCAUGACCAUGGGCGACAAGAAGAGCCCGACCAGGCCAAAAAGACAAGCGAAACCUGCCGCAGACGAAGGCUUUUGGGAUUGUAGCGUCUGCACCUUCAGGAACAGCGCCGAAGCCUUUAAAUGCAGCAUCUGCGAUGUGCGGAAAGGCACCUCCACCAGGAAACCUCGCAUCAAUUCUCAGCUGGUGGCACAGCAGGUGGCACAGCAGUAUGCCACUCCACCUCCCCCUAAGAAGGAGAAGAAGGAGAAAGUGGAAAAACCUGACAAAGAGAAACCUGAGAAAGACAAGGACAUUAGCCCCAGUGUCACCAAGAAAAACACCAACAAGAAAACAAAACCAAAGUCUGAUAUUCUGAAAGAUCCUCCUAGUGAAGCUAACAGUAUACAGUCGGCUAACGCUACAACAAAGACCAGCGAAACGAAUCACACCUCAAGACCCCGGCUGAAGAACGUGGACAGGAGCACCGCACAGCAGUUGGCCGUAACUGUGGGCAACGUCACAGUCAUUAUCACAGACUUUAAGGAAAAGACUCGAUCCUCCUCUACAUCCUCCUCCACAGUGACCUCCAGUGCAGGGUCAGAACAGCAGAACCAGAGCAGCUCGGGGUCAGAGAGCACAGACAAAGGCUCCUCCCGCUCCUCCACGCCAAAGGGCGAUAUGUCAGCAGUAAAUGAUGAAUCUUUCUGAAAUUGCACAUGGAAUUGUGAAACUAUGAAUCAGGGUAUGAGAUUCAAACCCUCCACCUGCCCAUGCUGCUUGCACCCUGGAGAGUCUUCUGUGGACGACCUUGUAGUGAUGCUACCAGGAGAGGUUCUGCUUGCCGUGGGCAUCUGGCUACCAAGGAAUUUCGUACCCUGACAGUUACUCUUGACACUUUUAUGUAUUCCAUUGUUUUAUAUGAUUUUCCUAACAAUCAUUUAUAAUUGGAUGUGCUCCUGAAUCUACUUUUUAUAUAAAAAAAAUCUGCUGUGCACAAUUUUCCAUGUACAUUACAACUGGUUUUCUGUUUCUGUUUUGUUGAAGAGGGUUGGGAGGGGGGAGGGAACUUUUAUUUAUUGUGUUCACAGACUCCAUCCUGUCAGCAUAUCCUCUUAAAUUUAGUUCUUUCUUCCAGCUAUACUCUGUACUAUCAGUUUUGAUAUAACUAUAUAUAUAAAUAUAAAAUUAUAUAUAAAGGGUUAUUUGAAACCAAUCCAUGGCAACGCUGGUGCUUGAUACACUGUGAAGUGAAUACAACAUUGAACAGUUGACACAGAUCUGGGACAGUCCCUUCUAUGAAAGUGCUGAAAUAUAAUUAAAAUCAGUCUUACAUGAAGUAUGUUCCAACCUACAUGGGAACUUGACUCUCUCAUCUGUCUUUAAAAGUACUGGAUGAUAUAAAAAAUAUAUUUUUUAAACAAUGUGAUCUCAAAUUUAAAGACUGCUCCAGAUAGCCUGCAUUUGCGAUGGUAUAAUUGACAAAUCACAGGUGGUUCAGUUGGAGGGCUUUGACCAUUGGAAGUAACAAAACUAGCUCCAGAAUGCCAAGUAUUCGUGUAAAUUACGGUCACAUGUUAACAUUACUGUUCUUAAGCACUCAUGAAAAUGUGGUGUUCUGUAUCUUGAAUUCCGGCCUUUCCCAGACCUCUGCUCAUGCCUGAGGCACAUCUAGCAACUGUCUGUUAGUCCUAGGGUUUGCAGUAGGUGCGUUUUUAACCCACACCAUCAGGGAGGCGGUCUACUUCCCCUGUGACAUUGCAGUGGUGGGUUUUGUGAUUGUGUUCUGUUUGCCACCCCUACCCCCAGCCCCCAAACCUU
Microtus oregoni (creeping vole) is the source of this 1884-nucleotide messenger RNA. It is a transcript of the gene Rybp, whose product is annotated as RING1 and YY1 binding protein. NCBI's taxonomy places the organism in Eukaryota, Metazoa, Chordata, Mammalia, Rodentia, Cricetidae. The transcript is spliced from 5 exons. Gene Ontology annotation, molecular function: DNA binding; transcription coregulator activity. Bases 88 to 774 code for a protein of 228 amino acids. Gene Ontology annotation, biological process: positive regulation of DNA-templated transcription. The record is from RefSeq and is a predicted model, not a curated record. Gene Ontology annotation, cellular component: nucleus.